This is a messenger RNA of Diaporthe amygdali, 1200 nucleotides long. RefSeq lists its product as uncharacterized. Bases 1 to 1200 code for a protein of 399 amino acids. The transcript has 4 exons. NCBI's taxonomy places the organism in Eukaryota, Fungi, Ascomycota, Sordariomycetes, Diaporthales, Diaporthaceae. The record is from RefSeq and is a predicted model, not a curated record.
AUGAUGAACACUACCUUGGGCCCAGACGACAAUGCCGUCUAUCCAGGUCUCAACUCCAAGACUCUUGGCAUCACAAGUUAUCUGAAUAAUACACUUUAUGGCUGUCAAAUGAGGGACCUAAUGGUAGUUUUCACAUCGCAGCAGCAAGCAAGCUCUGCCAAGCUACAGAUUCAGACUGGACCAAUUUACUGCCAAUUUGAGACCGAAAUUCCCGUCAAUAUCACCAUCGAACAGUCAUUUAGUGGGACCGAGUUUCUCUUCGAGCAACGGUCGAGUUUGAGUCAAUGGUCUGUGUACAACUUCAUGCGAUCUAGUUUUGAUGCGCUCAUGGACGAGAUUCAAGACCUGAACGACACCAUCGAGUAUACUGGAACCACUCUAAGCCUGAAGACAACAGGAUCUGGAGACAUCACCGCAGAUGACUUCUUUUCUGCAACAAUAUUGAGUCCCGGACAGAGCGCGAGUCUCGUCUCUCCAUCAAACAAUACGAAAGACGAGGAGUCAUUCCCAUUGGCUCAGGUCGAGCCCAGAAACCUAGGCAGGCUCCUAGAUGCAUUUGUGAAGUCUUAUUAUUCAGUGGUCAUGUGGGACCUGAACUUCGACCAAAGGCAAAAUGCGUUUGCCUCUGAAGUUUCAACGGAUUAUCUUGUGAACACUAUUAUGGAUGCGGCCGCGAAUACCUCGAUGGACCCAAGCCCGAUCCUCGGCUCAACUGACUUAGUUGGUAGCCACGCACGAUUUGAGAUGCAAUACAUCUGCUCAGUGCCACGGAAGAAGGACACAGGCUCCCUGAUCAUCUCAGUUGCUGUGUCCAACAUCGUCCUCCUCUGCGUCUUCUGGAACAUUUUCAACUGGUUGACACUCAGAUUUUUACGGAGCCGCGAUCCGAACUGGGAUAUCUGUCGUGGUUGCCUUCUCAAUAACGAAUCGUCUCGAAGCAAAGCUAGGGUCAAAGUGAUGGACCUGGAGAAGGAUCCGCUCUGCGAAAACGAGGACGCCGCGCAAGAGACCGCACUAUAUGGCAGGCAACGAAGUCAAGAGCCAGGUCGGAAACUCUGGAAAAUUUCUAUCGCGCGGACAGGUUCAAUCAGCGUCAGGAGCUCGCAAAGUACGUUGCGAACUCUUGCAUGCAGUGAAGGAAAAGUUGAUGGUGGGAGUGAUGAGAAUGUGGGGUCAGAAGGGAACACCAAAAAGUCCUAA